Eucalyptus grandis is the source of this 592-nucleotide messenger RNA. RefSeq names its product auxin-responsive protein SAUR36. Lineage: Eukaryota; Viridiplantae; Streptophyta; Magnoliopsida; Myrtales; Myrtaceae. The record is from RefSeq and is a predicted model, not a curated record. Gene Ontology annotation, biological process: response to auxin. The transcript has a single exon. The coding region runs from base 11 to 592 and encodes 193 amino acids.
AGCCGUGAUCAUGAGUAAUAACAAGACAAGAGGCUUCAGCCUCAACAAGCACCUCUCCCGGGCCUCCAAGUGGGUCGCUGGCCGGACCCAAAGCCCCUCCGCAGAUGGCUGCUGCCUCAGCGCAGUGCCAUCGGGGCCAUGCACGACCAAUCCCAUGUCGAAGCUCCUCUCCUGGUGCCAUGGCCUGACGAGCAAGAGGACCAAGUUUUUAUGCUUGGGCAAGCCCGUCGGUUCAGGUUACAUGCCCGCGGGUCAAGACCCGGUCGAGGAAAGACCAGCUGCGAAGACGGUGCCUAAGGGUCACUUGCCUGUGUACGUGGGUCGAAGGAGCGGCGAAUUUUGCCGAGUUUUAGUGCCUGUGGUUUACAUCAAUCACCCGCUGUUUGUGGACUUACUGAGAGAAGCCGAGGAGGAGCUCGGGUUCAGUCACCGAGGAGGGGGAAUCACUAUACCUUGCGAGGUUUCAGAGUUCGAGAGAGUGAAGAGCCAGGUUGCCGCUGCCGCUGCCGCCGGGAACUGUGGCCGGAGGAGCACUUGGAAGAAGCGCCAUUUGGGGAAGGAUCUGGAGACAUUGAGCACCAAAUAUAUAUGA